GCCGCUCUCGAGUUGCGAAUUCAGCGUUAAGACGAACUCCGGACUUCGAAUCGAAGUAAACCCCCGCCCCGCACCCCCUUCAGCUCUACAGUACCAGUGCUUCUCCCUCGAGUUGAGCCAUCUGGGCUUGAACUCGCGCUGCACGACCGGGUGAUCGCAGUUGCCUGUUACCGGCCCCCCUUGGUUAGACUUCGACUUGUUGCGGUACACAUAGUUGGUAUUCGGUAGUCUUCUCUCCCGUUACUCGUUGCCCGAAUGAAGACGUAUCUGCGAAUUCAGGCUAGCAAGCACCUCCGUCCCUCAAGGGUUCUGGUAGACGGCGCCGCAGCUAAAGAAACUGCGAGCUUCGGUCGUAUCUGAGGAAGAACCCCCGAUUACCUCCGGGUCCUGGGUUCGCCAUCGCUCGGGAUCGGUCUCGAACCUAAUUCUAUUCGUCUACCCCCCUCUUGUCCGUAUUUUGUCACAGUUCUUACUUCAACCAUGCUCGCGAUGACGAGGCUUCAGUCCGAUUCCUUCCUCCCGUCGGGCGCCAUUCCCGAUAUAAACGGGGGCGACCGUGUCAUGCCCUCUCUCGCAUCUCACCUCAACCGCCAUCCGGCAUCGAUAAUAUCACCGCUGGCAUUACCUCAUGCGGUUAAUAAUUUUUCAUACUUUCACGAGUCCAGUCGCGGCAUCUUGUCUCGGGACCAUAGCCAUUCGCCAUCCGUCCCUGGGAUUUCCGGGGCCACCUACCAGAUCAAUUAUAUUCCUGACAAGAUUCCGUCCGUCGCCUCCGACGAGCGGUCGACGAGCUCGCUCCCGACGAAGCCCCACGCCGGGUUACGUGUGGCAUCACCUUCCGUAGUGCCCUCCAGCAAUCACGGCGUGAGAUCACCGCUCGGCAUGAUGUCCACUACUGUGUCGGCGGAAGACCUCCUGCGACGUAAAGAGUCGCAGAACCGACGGCUGCUCGAAAGUUGGCUUGCUGAGCGUGCCCACCUAGAGGCUAACCGAGCUCGAGCUGACGAGGUUUACCAAGAGGAGCGAGCCAUAAUGGACGACGAGCGGAUGCUCUGGAUUGAAGAGAAGGCCAGGCUCGAGAAGGACCUGUCCGAAUGGAAGAGUAGGGCGGAGGCAGCUGAAAAAUCGAGAGAUGAGCUGGCAAAUUUUCUCAAGAGCUUGCAGGUCAGACAUAACGAGGGGGGCGGCCCCCUCGGUACCGCUGGGGUUAUGGGGGGUAUUAGAGGUGGCGGUUCCGCCAGCCCGGAAAAAUCGGCCCAGCCCCAGUCGACAGUCGGGUCUGGGGGUUCGUCAGAUCGCGUGCCGCAAACUGUCGUUCCGGCCAGCUCGCUGCUCGGGUCGACGAUGCCGGAGUCGAAGCCCUUCAUACCCCUCGACCCGCGUAUGCAAGGCCCGUCACCACAAGUGGGAUCUCCAAAACCGCAGACAGAACAAGCCCCGUCGAUUGACAUACAUGAGGUUAUACCGGAGCUGGAGGGGAUUCGUGUAAGGCCAGGCGCCGUGCAAAGGCCGACAUUCACCGACGAGAAGCCGUCGUCCCCUUCCGCGCCACCAGCUGGACUGAGGAAACCCUCUCCGCCCGCGCGGGACCAGCCUCGACCACGUCCCAUCCCAGCUGAAUUGACCAAGGAAGCUCUGAGAGCGGCCGAAUCCGACAGGUUGACGAUGCAUGCUGGACACACGCCAAACCACUCCAUGUCGCUAUCGCGGCUCCACACCGUUCAAUCCACCGAUGCAACGAACACGACAAAUAGUCCUGGCGCGCGGACGCCAAAGGGCCAACCCCCGGAAAGUAGCCAAGGGGAUCUGCGAGAGCAGCCCUCGCAGGGGAAGGCGGUAGAAGUAAACAACCUUCUUGGAAUUUUUGCAGACUCCGAGGCUCGGGACGAGCCGCUGACAGUAGGAAAUAUUGACGCAACCGCCGAUGUCAACGCCGACGGUGAAUCAGACGAUCACGACCACGACCCCGAGCUGAAAGGGCCGUUACACCUUCGAAAUCUUCCAGCGGUCGAUGAGCCCUUCCUCAAGUCUUUAAACAGCAGGCUAGAGAAGGUGUUGUUUAACGACAUCGCUCCAUCGGUGCUCAAGAAUGCGGCCGCUUCCACCUCAUCCGAGAACCGGCGUUCUAUCGAGCCUGCUAGCAAGGAUCUCAUCGACAAUCUGGACGACGAAGAGGAGGAUAUCCCCCUCAAGUUGAAGAAAUCCAGCAACUUUGGCCAACCUCUCGGCCAGCUUCGGUAGAUCGCCUAGAUUGUGACUGUGCUCCAAAUGUCCUCGGUGCAAUUGGCGUCGUCGAUGCUUGGGAUGCGGUCCUCCCUCUCAUACACAGGCCACGUUCAUUCGUUAUGCGCUGGACUAUCGUUUCUUUUUGUUUGCCC
Durotheca rogersii is the source of this 2378-nucleotide messenger RNA. RefSeq lists its product as uncharacterized. The coding region runs from base 481 to 2241 and encodes 586 amino acids. The transcript has a single exon. The record is from RefSeq and is a predicted model, not a curated record. NCBI's taxonomy places the organism in Eukaryota, Fungi, Ascomycota, Sordariomycetes, Xylariales, Xylariaceae.